AUGUCCGACACUACCAAAUCUGCUGAAAAUGUCCAGCAAGUGGAGCGGCCUGAGGUUGCUACAGACCCGAAGCCAAUUGCUGCAGUCGACACGCUUCACCACGACGAAGCGAUGAAAAUUCUCGACAGAUACACAGGCGACCGUGGUUGGGCGGAAACAGAGAAAUCCAAGCUGCGUCAUAAAGUAGACUGGAAACUUAUGCCUGUCCUUUGUCUGACGUACGGUUUACAAUACUACGACAAAGCAAUGCUUUCCCAAGCGGCUCUGUUUGGGCUUAGAACCGAUUUGGACCUCACUGUUAGCGAUAGCUACUCAUGGUCCGCUUGUAUUUUCUACCUCGGUUUUAUUGCUGGCGCCUAUCCUGCUAUGAUCUUAGUACAGAAGAUUCCAGUGGAAAAGGUCGCGUCAGUCAUAGUCACUCUUUGGGGCUUGUGCCUCAUCUUGACUACAUCAUGCUCAGACUACCGUGGCUUGUACGUUCAGCGAUUUUGCCUUGGUUUGCUGGAAUCCGGGAUCUCCCCUAUGUUCAUGUUGAUCGUUGGGAGCUUUUAUAAGAAGAAUGAACAGGCAAUGCGCAUGGGCAUUUGGUACAGUUGCACCGGAUACGUUUCUAUCUUCUCUCCUCUUAUUAACUAUGGAUUCGGCAAGCUUAAUGGAGGCGUCUCUUCUUGGGGAUAUAUGUUUUACUUUGCUAGCUCCCUGACUAUUGCCUGGGGUCUUCUUCUCUACUUCCUCCUGCCUGUCGACCCCAUUAGAGCUAAAGGCUUUAACGAAAGAGAGCGUUGCAUACUUAUUGCCCGCCUCAGGGAGUAA
Molecule: messenger RNA, 813 nt
Organism: Colletotrichum aenigma
Lineage: Eukaryota; Fungi; Ascomycota; Sordariomycetes; Glomerellales; Glomerellaceae
Product: putative transporter
Exons: 3
Coding region: 1-813 (270 amino acids)
Biological process (GO): transmembrane transport
Cellular component (GO): membrane
Molecular function (GO): transmembrane transporter activity
Source: RefSeq, a predicted model, not a curated record